AUUUUUUUAAAUGGCUGCGCCCAUGCGAUGAUCUAAAUUUAUUUUCCAAUGGCCGAGUCGGCGAAAAUGGAGGAUGAUGUAAGCAACUCAAAAGAAUCUGAACCACCAAUCCUCAUAAACUUAACAAAUGGCAAGAUUUUUAUUUGGGACGCUGAAGAUGUAAUGAAAGUGAGAGAAGUUCACCAUAUCAUGGGCACCUUAGUUGGUACAUUAAGUAGAUCACCACGUCAGAAUAUCCAGCAUGGUCUGCCAUUACAGUUAUUACCUGAAGAAGCUGCUUUGCUUAUUGAAUAUAAUGUAGCAAAGUUAGUCAAGCUGAAGCCACUGAAAGUAAGUGCGGCAAUGGUAGAGGAUUUCAAAAAACACAGACAACAAUCAUUUGAAGAGCAGAAAGUUAUCAUGAAGCAGGGAAAAGAAACAAUAGAACAAGAAAUGGCAGAAGUGAUUGAGGCAGGCAGAGCUGCAAAGAGGAGAAAAAAAGGAGCUGGCAAAAGGUGGCACAGAAAUCAGCAGGUGUGCAAGACAAGAUAAAAUAAGUCAAGGACAACAUGAAGAACCUCACCUCAAAACAGAAGAUAUUCUACAACACACUGAUGAACCACAGUGUGAAGUGUUAGACUUGAGUGUCGCAAAAUCAAACACUAACAUUCCCAGCUCUAAAUCUGAAUAUAAAGAGACCGAUACGAAGGAAGGUAUGGACAUUGAAAAUAUUGAGGGCAAUAGGACAACAGAUCUAAAUGAUGGGAUAGCUGUGGAGAAACAUUCUGGGUCACCUGAUUCACUCAAAUCACCUGACCGAUGCAAGUCACUUGACCAACCCGUGUCACCUGAUCCUUGCCAUGUGAAAACACAUGAUAACAAUGACAUGAGAACAGCAAAGAAUGAUAAAACCAAAGAACGGUCACUUUUAUCAAGCACCAGCCAGUCAGCAGAAAAGGUUGAAAAUGAUGGUGAU
Molecule: messenger RNA, 955 nt
Organism: Saccoglossus kowalevskii
Lineage: Eukaryota; Metazoa; Hemichordata; Enteropneusta; Harrimaniidae
Product: tRNA-splicing endonuclease subunit Sen34-like
Biological process (GO): tRNA-type intron splice site recognition and cleavage; tRNA splicing, via endonucleolytic cleavage and ligation
Molecular function (GO): tRNA-intron lyase activity; nucleic acid binding
Source: RefSeq, a predicted model, not a curated record